Molecule: messenger RNA, 744 nt
Organism: Trematomus bernacchii (emerald rockcod)
Lineage: Eukaryota; Metazoa; Chordata; Actinopteri; Perciformes; Nototheniidae
Product: zinc finger BED domain-containing protein 4-like
Exons: 6
Coding region: 202-744 (180 amino acids)
Molecular function (GO): DNA binding
Source: RefSeq, a predicted model, not a curated record
AGUGAUGACGAGAUGAAGCCGAGGCUUCGGAGCGUGUGUCGAGUAAUCGCCGAAGCUUUCUGUGAAGCCUGUGUCGAGGCUUGUAUCAUUUGGGGGCCAGUGACGUCAUCGAUGACAAACGAAGCCUCGUUUGUCGAUACCACGUGACUGCUUCAGGAAGCGAUUCAGAUCUUGGCGCGAGCUUCUGACAGAUAAAAAGCCAUGGGAUUCGAUUCAAGAUGUGUGAUCCUUGUGAGAGGAAAACACUUGUCGUUUUGCCAGUUUUGGUUGUACGAUAUUUUUGCUACUUGCAAAGUUAGAAUGGAGCCAGCUAAGAAGAGAAAGACUUCCCCUAUGUGGGAAUACUUUGAUCAGAUUUCACACAAUAAGGUGAAGUGUUUAUUGUGCUCCAGGGAACUGGGGUACAGUAACAAUACUUCAUCCAUGCUAAGGCAUUAUCGUGCCAUGCAUGAGAUGAAGGAGGGACAUGCAGGUGAUGCAGGUGGACCUGCUCAAGGUACCAGGCCUACCAGAAAACAGGAUCUGGAUGAGGCCUUGGUCAACCUGAUUGUGAAGGAUACACAGCCAUUCAGUGUUGUGGAGGAUGUGGGAUUCAGGGCAUUUGUGGCCUUAUUGGAUCCAAACUAUGUCAUCCCCAAUCGACAGGCUGUUAAGGCUAUGGUGGAGGCCAAGUAUGCUCUAGAAAGGAGCAAGGCCAUAGCUGACAUGCAGAAGGUGGUUGCAGUGAGCUUGACCUCUGGAUGA